Messenger RNA from Humulus lupulus (European hop), 2144 nucleotides. Its product is annotated as glutamyl-tRNA(Gln) amidotransferase subunit A, chloroplastic/mitochondrial. Lineage: Eukaryota; Viridiplantae; Streptophyta; Magnoliopsida; Rosales; Cannabaceae. Gene Ontology annotation, cellular component: glutamyl-tRNA(Gln) amidotransferase complex. The record is from RefSeq and is a predicted model, not a curated record. The coding region runs from base 263 to 1924 and encodes 553 amino acids. Gene Ontology annotation, molecular function: glutaminyl-tRNA synthase (glutamine-hydrolyzing) activity. Gene Ontology annotation, biological process: translation. The transcript has 10 exons.
CUUGUCAAACAAUACAAGCCGCCGCACAGCCACAUAAGCCCUCACCUCACCUUGACUGAGUUCACUCACAGUUUGACAAAACCAUUCUCUUCUCUCACUCGCCGUCGCCCGCAUCCUCGCCGGUGUGUAGUGUACAGUACACCUUAUUUAAUCUGCUCAGUAUAAUCAUGUUGUGUUGUUUAGUGUAAUCGUCUUGUGUUUGAAUUUGUUUCGAGUCUGUUAAGUAUGGUGUAAAAAUUCUGCUAAGCUUCAAGUUUUCAAAAUGCUAUCCACUAUGCAACCUCCUCGCUCUCUCUCUUGCUUCCCCUCCAACCCAAUCUUCCUCCUCCGCCGCCACCGCCACUCCUCCUUUAACUUCAAAUCGCUCUCUUCCUUAUCCUCACAACCCCUCACCCACUCCACCUCCACCUCCGCCCCCACCGACACCCACUCCUCCCAAAUCCUCUCCCUUCGCCACUCCCUCCUAUCCCGACAGCUCACUGCCACUCAACUCGUCAACUCCUUCCUCACCCGCCUCCGUCUCACUGAGCCCUCUAUCAAGUCCUUCCUCCACGUCUCCGACUCCCUCCUGCGCCAGGCCCAGGAGCUCGAUGACAAAAUCAAUAGGAAUGAGGAACUGGGUCCCUUGGCUGGGGUCCUCGUCGGCCUCAAGGACAACAUUUGUACCGCCGACAUGCCUUCCACUGGUGGCUCUCGCGUUCUGGAGGGCUAUCGCCCACCGUUUGAUGCCACCGCGGUGAGGAAGAUCAAGGAGCAGGGUGGAAUCAUUGUGGGCAAGACUAAUUUGGAUGAGUUUGGCAUGGGUAGCACUACUGAAUCCUCUGCUUUUCAGGUGACUGCAAACCCGUGGGAUGUUUCUAGGGUUCCUGGAGGAUCGUCAGGAGGCUCUGCGGCUGCUGUUUCUGCUAGGCAGUGUAUGGUGUCCCUGGGAAGUGAUACUGGUGGAAGUGUAAGACAGCCAGCAUCAUUCUGUGGCGUUGUUGGGUUGAAGCCCACGUAUGGACGUGUUUCAAGGUUUGGACUAAUGGCAUAUGCAUCCUCACUUGAUGUCAUUGGCUGCUUUGGUUCAUCUGUUGCAGAUGCUGGGAUUCUUCUUCAAUCAAUUUCUGGUCAUGAUAGACUUGAUGCUACUAGUAGUAAACAAGAGGUUCCCGACUUCACUUCUCAUAUUACUUCAAUUAAUUUUUCGGAAUCUAAGCCUUUGAAGGGGCUGAGAGUUGGCCUUAUCCGUGAAACUAUUGAUGAUGGUGUUGAUAAUGGAGUAACUACUGUGAUCCGUGGUGCUGCUUCACAUCUUGAAGAAUUAGGAUGCUCUGUGUCAGAGGUUUCAUUACCGUCUUUCUCCCUCGGGUUGCCAUCCUACUAUAUUCUUGCUUCCUCCGAAUCAUCUUCUAACCUAUCACGUUAUGAUGGGGUCAGGUAUGGAAAUCAAGCUGCUGCGGAAGAGUUAUACUCUCUAUAUGGGGAUUCCCGAGCCAAGGGAUUUGGUAAUGAGGUCAAAAUGAGGAUAUUAAUGGGAACAUAUGCACUUUCUGCUGGUUAUUAUGAUGCAUAUUACAAGCGUGCCCAGCAGGUGAGAACCAUUAUACGGAAAAGCUUCAAGACUGCUCUCGAUGAACAUGACAUCUUAAUUUCACCUGCUUCCCCAUCUGCUGCUUAUAAGAUUGGUGAAAAGAAAAACGACCCAUUAGCAAUGUAUGCAGGCGAUAUAAUGACGGUCAAUGUUAACUUGGCAGGUUUACCGGCAUUGGUUUUGCCUUGUGGAUUUGUGGAAGGGGGCUCAGCAGGCCUUCCUGUUGGUCUUCAAAUGAUUGGUGCUGCAUUUGAUGAGGGAAAAUUGCUGAAAGUGGGUCAUAUUUUCGAGCAGACCCUUAAAAAUUGCAGAUUUGUUCCUCCGCUAAUAGCAGAUGAUGUUGCAAGCUAAGUUAAACCACCAUUGAUCUUUUCUUUGUUCAAGUAGUCAGAAAGCACGGCCACUUUGUCAUUGCAUAGCUAGUUGAUAUCCAUGGGAAACUUUUCUAAAUUAAAAUUUGUAUAAUUUUUUAAUUUAAUCUUUUUUAAAAAUAAAUUUCAUUUUACAUCUUAAUCAACAAUUAUUUUGUCAUAAAUUUGAUUAAAUAAUGCUAACUUGUUGAUUACCUUGA